AGUUGCAACCAUACCCCUAUUUGUACAACUGUCACAUGUCAAUCUUAUCCCCCACACUCUUUAUUUUUUUCCCCUAGCUUGUUUACAUAUUUCCUUCCUUCUUUUUACAGUAAUAACAAGCAGAUCCCAUUUUUUUUGCAGCACCAUCCAUUACUAUAUAUACAUAAAACACGCACACACACAGAGAGAGGUACAGAGUUGGUGUAGUAGUUGUGGAAGGAAAAAAAUGGAAUACGGGUGGAGUAGCAGUAGCAGUGCAGCAGGAGGAGGAGGGGGGCAUAACGGUAAUUUGAGGCCAGAUAAUGCAUGGGAGGCGAUGCAGGAAGCUGGGUCUUCCAGUCUGUAUCGCAAUCCUGAUCCGCAUCUGACAUGCUUGAAGCUCGGAAAGAGGCAUUACUUUGGGGAUCUGUCUUCUUCUCCACUCAUAAAGAGAUCCAAAGGGCCUUCCUCUGUUCCGCGGUGCCAGGUGGAGGGCUGCCAGGCUGCGCUGCUCAACGCCAAGGAUUACCACCGGAGGCACAAGGUUUGCCAGACGCACGCCAAAGCCCCCAGAGUCGUGCUUCUCGGAAUCGACCAACGCUUCUGCCAACAAUGCAGCAGGUUUCAUGCCGUUGGAGAGUUUGAUGACGCGAAGAGGAGCUGCAGAAGAAGACUGGCAGGCCACAACGAAAGGAGAAGAAAGAGCUCGCAGCAACACACUUCCUCUUUUGCUACCAAAGCGAGCAUGAGCAGCAGUGGGUGUGCUCUCUCUCUUCUGUCACACUCACCGGCGACUUACGGGCCGUGGAGCGCCUUGCCGGCUCCGGAUCUCCCGGCGAGGUGCAGCGCGGCCCUGCGGGAGCUCAUCGCGGAGAAUCGUGCGUCGGUCUUCGAUGCCACAAAGAUAUGGCCGGGCUGGGCUGAGCCCGAAAACCGCGGCCACGUGACACUGAAUCUCAUGCAGGGCCCGGAAUCGGCUUUCGGGCUUAUUUUGGGCCACGAUCACCGGCCAUCGGAAGAAGGCGCCGCUGGAGAUUGCUCUGACCUGUGGAGCCACCUGCCUUUGGGGUAUUGAUUUUGCGUUUUAACUUUGUUUUUUGUGCAUCAAAACUUGUGGAUAUCAUUUAGCCUUCGCUUGUUAUUUUGUUUAAUGUAAACCUCUACUUAAUUUUUCUAGUAA
This is a messenger RNA of Salvia splendens (bonfire salvia), 1159 nucleotides long. Its product is annotated as squamosa promoter-binding-like protein 7. The record is from RefSeq and is a predicted model, not a curated record. NCBI's taxonomy places the organism in Eukaryota, Viridiplantae, Streptophyta, Magnoliopsida, Lamiales, Lamiaceae. The coding region runs from base 227 to 1054 and encodes 275 amino acids. Gene Ontology annotation, cellular component: nucleus. The transcript has 3 exons. Gene Ontology annotation, molecular function: DNA binding.